Messenger RNA from Baudoinia panamericana UAMH 10762, 1238 nucleotides. RefSeq lists its product as uncharacterized. The coding region runs from base 186 to 1022 and encodes 278 amino acids. The record is from RefSeq and is a predicted model, not a curated record. The transcript has 5 exons. Lineage: Eukaryota; Fungi; Ascomycota; Dothideomycetes; Mycosphaerellales; Teratosphaeriaceae.
UGGCGGCGUGAUGGCGGAGGAUCAGCAUGUAUUACCCUGCAUGGUAUCUUAAGUAGGAUACUCUGAUACAGCUUCGGCAUCCUUUGUGACUGACUCAUAUAGCUUUCCUGUUGCAGACGCCAAGAGACGGACGCUCGUUCUGCUCCCUUUCACUGGUGAACCGAGAGCGAACGCACUGCGGCGGUAUGUACUUUGCAGACGAGCGCUAUUCUCUGGACAAGCUUCUCUCGGGCCGAACGUAUCACAAUCGCCACCCUAAGGUACCACGAGACUUCGCCGUUCUACCGGUAACCAUACUCGUCCAUCACAUAGACGAGACUCUUGGUCAGACUCAAAAGCUGUCACGCGAGGUGACUUCCACAGAGAAACGUAUCGCUGAUGGCGACAUCCAACUCCAAGAUAAUGGGGACUACAAGCUUCUUAAUAGGCUUAACCUGGAGCAUAUCCGAUUACAGCGGCGUUCGGAUUUUGAGCUGGAGCUAGCGACCAAUUUACUGAAGUAUUUUGACGAGUACCAGAAGAUGUGGACCGCGCUAUGGGAAGGCGGGACUGGCUAUUUGGAAGACAUGAGGGAGAAGAUUGAGCAGCAAAUGCGCUAUUCGGAGCAAGUCAAGCGUGAUCUUGAUAUACUUCCUAGGCGGAUCAAAAACCAAUCGAAAGCGAUCUUCAACUACGUUGUGCAACGAGACAACCAGCUGAACAUACAGCUAGCUGAGAGCAACCGCAAAAUCGCCGAGGAAUCGAGACGAGAUAACCUGCUGAAUCUUGAAUUGGCCGCAGCGACGGCACAAGUGGCCGAGGAGACCCGUCAGGACAGUGCCGCAAUGAAGACCAUUGCCGUGCUAACGUUAACAUUCCUGCCCGGAACUGCAGUUGCGUCCUUCUUCAGCAUGACAAUGUUUCAAUGGCCCUUUGCGAACAACAACAGCCUGGCUUCACCGUAUAUCUAUGUAUACUUUGUCGUGACCAUCCCACUGACGGUCCUUGUGUACGCAUUAUGGACAUGCCCAGGUGCAAUAUAAGAAGACGCAUGAGGAAGGUAUCAACAAGUUCGAGAGAGAAUUGAAGCUGCGUGUGCGCUCAGCGACAGGCACUUGGUGACACGCAACAGUAACGUUAAUUGUGUCCGGUAGGAGGUACAUCGUUUAUUCAUAGCGUCCGAGCCAGCGUUCUCCUAUUUGAGUUUUGGUGAAGUAAUUCCGCUACCUUGCCAUGGCACCUAUCGAACGCAUGCUGGU